Messenger RNA from Tetrahymena thermophila SB210, 2304 nucleotides. Its product is annotated as MORN repeat protein. The transcript has 2 exons. Lineage: Eukaryota; Ciliophora; Oligohymenophorea; Hymenostomatida; Tetrahymenidae. The record is from RefSeq and is a predicted model, not a curated record.
AUGGGACUGUAACAAUCAAAAGGAAUCAUUAACCCCACACACAAGGUUUAGGAUGAUGAUAUCAAUUUAAGAAGGUAGAGAUCUUUAUUUUUCCCUUUAGGUGAAAAUAGACGCAUAAAGACAAUUGACUACCUUCUAGUUGCUUGCGAUACUCUUGAAAGUGGUGGUGUCGAAAAAGAUUAGAGUUCAGUAUUAAAUAAAGAUUUGUAAGAAAAGAGAAAAAAACUAAAAGCUACUUCAUCUGCUAAUCUGUAAUUGAUUGAAGAAGCCUUUAAAGAGUAUGAUUACAACUACUCCAAAAGCAAUGUAGUUAAAAUUAACUUUUAAUUGCAGAAAAAGUCAUUCGAUGACUAUCUAAAUGAUUUAUUUAGUAAUUCAAACACCAAUGGAUUCAUCCUCUAUUUUACUGGACAACUUACUGAGGCUUAGUAGCUAGUCAUCAAUUAGACAGAAAACACUGCUGUUUUCUACGACUUUAAGAAUAUCAUUAAACGCUGGCGUAGAGUUCCCAAUUAUACCAAUAAACAUCUUUUAAUUAUAGUCGAUGCUGAAAACUCUGGCUCCAUUCUUGCUUUGAACAAAAAAGUACAUUUAGAAGAAUAUGAGGAUAUCUUUGGAUUAGAUUAGACAAAUGAAAGCGAAUUCAAAUACAGAAGAGAUCCUACAUUUAGUAUAUUCGCAAGCCAAACUCAGAGAAGCAAAGAUAAAGAAUUUUACUUAGGUGAAAGUCCUAAUAACAAUUUUUAAGGAGACUUUAAGAAUAACACAAGAUUACAAAACAAUGGAAAGGGUCCUAAUAGCUUUAAUGAUGCUUCUGUUAACCAUGUUGAGAUAGAUAAUGAAAAAAUGCAGAGUUACAUUCAAGCAUCAGGCUUUACAGCUUUAUUUUCUUAAUAUUUAAAGAGUGGAAAACCCUCAAGUAUUACUGAUAUUGCUAAGGCUAAAGAUAUUUAAACCGUUUUAAAUGAUAAUGAUCCUUUCUUCUUCGGAUUUAUGGUCAAGGCUUACCUCGAUUUUGGUAUCUUCUUUUGGGCUAGAUACUAGAAAAUGAUUAACUAACUUGAGUUAAAUUGCUAUGUAGCUGUUGGAUUGACAAUCAAAAAUUCAAGUUAAGCAAAUUCAAAUAAUGAAAAAAUAGGUUAAUUUACUUCAUAGAUAUAUCAAGCCAUAACUGACGACUAGAAGUUAAUGUUAGCAAAAGAUUUAACAGAAACACAAAAAGUGUAAGGUCUAAUGAGUUCCCCUUAAAAAUCAAAAGUUUCCACACUAGCAGAGUUAGACAGUAAUAAUUAUAGCGAUUUAGAAUCGAAGUUACUUCAUAACAGUGUAAAAGGCUAGUACUUUGGAUUUGUUGGUAUUUUGAAAAAGGAUAAGAAGUUUGGUAAUCCAUUAUUUUCGAAACCAGCUUAAGCACCAAAAACCUCAAACCAAUUAAAUUUGAUUAAGUCUAUUGAUAAUCUAGAUGUACCAGAGAGCAACAAUAAUCUCAUAUCUUCCCUCAAUCACCUAGAAGUAAGCUCAUUCUAAUCGAACAAUGCCUUUAAAUCCACCAUACUUAGAGGAAAUUAAAAUUUAGAUGAAGGAAACAUAGUAAGAAAGCAUUAUGGAAUGUAAGAAUACUAUAAAGAAAUCGAAGGCCAAUAAAAUAAAAGCGAAGCACAAUUUUCUGAAUUGUACGAAGGCAUGUGGAAUGAAGAUAAAUUCAGCAACUAUGGUACUUACUACUAUUCAAAUGGAGAUAGAUAUGAAGGUGAAUAUAAAAAAGGCAUGAAAAGCGGUUUCGGUAUAUAUUAUUACUCAAAUGGAAAUAUCUAUGCAGGCAACUUCGAAGAAAACUAAAUGGAUGGAGUGGGAAAAUUCAUCUUCACAGACGGUGAGAUCUUUAUUGGAAAUUUCAAAAAAAAUAAAAAAGAAGGUUUUGGAAUCAAAAAGUAAUCUUAUGAAUAAGUAGAUAUGAUUUUAUCAGGCAAGUGGAUCAACGACAAUCAAAAUGGUUAAUUUAAAAUAACAUUAUCUAGCCUAAAAGAUGUUACAAUGAAUGCAUUCUUUAAGAAAGGAGAAAUUUCAGAAAAUGCAAAAUAUACAGUUAAAAUAUCUCAAGAUAAAGAAGUGAGUUUCAAUGCUAAGUGGAUUAACAACAGAAGAGUCUAAGGUUUCUAAAUUUAAGAAGAUCUUAAGAAAUAAGAAAGCGAAUAUUCUCAAUACUUGAAUAAAAUUGAAUAGUUUGAUAAGGAAUAUAUCAAAUUCAUUCCUCCUACUAUUAAAGUUGAAUCUGAUGUUAAAAAUGCUAAUAAAAAUGCUUGA